AAGUACCCGGCUUCCCGGAAGUGCUGGGCUGGCUGACAGAGCCGGGCUAGUCAGAGCGCUGCAGUUGCAGGGUUGCUAUUCGGAGUCUGGAGGUCGAGUGGGGGACUCGGGGAGGGAGUGACCUCGAGGCCAAGUGGCGGGAAGAUGGAGGAGGAGGAACUGGAGUUCGUGGAGGAGCUGGAAGCCGUGCUGCAGCUCACGCCCGAGGUGCAGCUCGCCAUCGAGCAGGUAUUUCCAAGCCAGGAUCCUCUAGAUCGAGCAGAUUUCAAUGCUGUUGAAUAUAUCAAUACUCUGUUCCCAACAGAACAAUCUCUGGCAAAUAUAGAUGAAGUCGUGAACAAAAUUAGACUGAAAAUAAGGAGACUGGAUGACAAUAUUCGAACUGUUGUAAGAGGUCAGACAAAUGUGGGACAGGAUGGAAGGCAAGCACUUGAAGAGGCCCAGAAAGCUAUUCAGCAACUGUUUGGCAAAAUCAAAGAUAUCAAAGACAAAGCAGAAAAAUCAGAGCAAAUGGUUAAGGAAAUCACCCGCGACAUUAAGCAGCUAGAUCAUGCCAAACGCCACCUGACCACCUCCAUCACAACACUGAACCACCUGCACAUGCUGGCAGGCGGCGUUGAUUCCCUCGAAGCCAUGACCAGACGCAGACAGUAUGGAGAAGUUGCUAAUCUCCUUCAGGGUGUAAUGAAUGUUCUGGAGCAUUUCCACAAGUAUAUGGGAAUUCCACAGAUCCGGCAGCUUUCUGAAAGAGUGAAGGCUGCACAGACUGAGUUAGGACAGCAAAUCCUGGUAGAUUUUGAAGAAGCAUUUCCUUCCCAGGGUACCAAGAGGCCGGGAGGACCCAGCAAUGUCCUGCGAGAUGCAUGUCUGGUUGCUAAUAUUUUGGACCCAAGAAUCAAACAGGAAAUCAUCAAAAAGUUUAUUAAACAGCAUCUGUCAGAGUAUCUAGUACUUUUUCAAGAAAACCAAGAUGUUGCCUGGCUGGACAAGAUUGACAGACGCUAUGCCUGGGUAAAACGCCAGCUUGUGGACUAUGAAGAAAAAUAUGGCCGAAUGUUUCCACGUGAAUGGUACAUGACUGAGAGGAUUGCAGUUGAAUUUUGCCAUGUGACAAGGGCAGAACUCGCCAAGAUCAUGCGUGCCAGGGCCAAGGAAAUUGAGGUGAAAUUGCUUCUUUUCGCUAUUCAGAGAACAACUAACUUUGAGGGAUUUCUGGCCAAACGUUUCUCCGGCUGCACCCUGAGUGAUGGAACUCUGAAAAAGCUGGAGUCUCCACCACCAUCUACCAAUCCCUUCCUGGAAGACGAGCCAACACCAGAGAUGGAGGAGCUGGCAAUGGAGAAGGGAGAGUUAGACCAACCAAAGAAGCCUAAAGCCCCAGACAAUCCAUUUCACGGUAUUGUUUCCAAGUGUUUUGAGCCUCAUCUCUAUGUAUAUAUUGAGUCCCAGGACAAAACCACCACCAGCAGUGGAGGAUUAACCAUCAGCAGCCUCCUCAAGGAAAAGGAGGGCUCCGAAGUGGCCAAGUUCACUCUUGAGGAGCUUUGCCUCAUCUGCAGCAUCCUGAGCACAGCAGAGUACUGUCUGGCCACCACCCAGCAGCUAGAAGAAAAACUCAAAGAAAAAGUCGAUGUAAGUCUGACAGAACGGAUCAAUCUCAUGGGAGAAAUGGACACAUUCAGCACCGUCAUCUCCAGCAGCAUUCAGUUGUUGGUUCAAGACCUGGAUGCAGCCUGCGAUCCAGCCCUGACUGCCAUGAGCAAGAUGCAGUGGCAGAAUGUGGAGCACGUUGGUGACCAGAGCCCCUAUGUCACCUCUGUCAUUCUUCACAUUAAGCAGAAUGUCCCCAUCAUCCGCGACAACCUGGCUUCCACACGGAAAUACUUUACUCAGUUCUGUAUUAAAUUUGCAAACUCUUUCAUUCCAAAAUUCAUCACCCACCUCUUCAAGUGCAAGCCAAUCAGUAUGGUGGGAGCAGAACAGCUGCUGCUGGAUACCCACUCCCUGAAGAUGGUCCUGCUUGACCUUCCUUCCAUUGGCUCCCAGGUGGUGAGGAAGGCCCCUGCCAGCUACACUAAGAUCGUUGUGAAAGGCAUGACCCGGGCUGAGAUGAUCCUCAAGGUGGUGAUGGCCCCUCAUGAGCCCUUGGUGGUGUUUGUGGACAACUACAUCAAGCUCCUUACAGACUGCAAUGCAGAGACCUUCCAGAAGAUACUGGACAUGAAGGGACUGAAGAGGAGUGAGCAGAGCAGCAUGCUGGAGCUCCUGCGCCAGAGGGUCCCCACGCCCCCCUCAGGGGCCGAAGGCUCCAGCUCCCUGUGCCUGAUGGCGCCCACCCCAGAACAGGAGUCAUCUCGCAUCCGCAAACUUGAGAAACUAAUUAAGAAGAGACUGUAGGAGCAAGAGGAGCACCCGCGCCCUGCACCCCUCACCACCCAGUUGCUGGAAGUGCUCGACUGCCCCCCUUUAACCCCUGACUCAGAUCCUCAGUCUUGAGACUUCCUGGGACAUUGAAGUUGUUAAUAUGGAGUUGUUAAUAUAUCCCUCCCAUACCCUGUCUUAAUCCUGUGCCAGUCGGAGAAGCUGGUUAUAAAAAGGCAAUUUCCAUUCUCUUCA
Chinchilla lanigera (long-tailed chinchilla) is the source of this 2616-nucleotide messenger RNA. RefSeq names its product vacuolar protein sorting 53 homolog (S. cerevisiae) (gene Vps53). Gene Ontology annotation, biological process: retrograde transport, endosome to Golgi. NCBI's taxonomy places the organism in Eukaryota, Metazoa, Chordata, Mammalia, Rodentia, Chinchillidae. Gene Ontology annotation, cellular component: GARP complex. The record is from RefSeq and is a predicted model, not a curated record.